UUUCUGAUUGGUUGUUUCAGCCAAUCGGGGGCAGCGUGAAAUCUCGCUGCUCGGAUUGACGACGACCAUGGAGCGGAGUAGUGACCUUCUCUGUGCUACAAAGUUUUAGUUUUUCUCGUUUCAGGCCCCAAAAGGAGUCAUGGGGGAAAUAGAAGGUUCCUAUCGGGUCCUGCAGACCCCCGGGACUAGACUGGGAGCCCAGUUCAAUGCUGGGAUCAGCACCCUGGAACCAGGCCAAAGUCUCAGUGGCAACAUGGGCAGUGGGAGCAAAGGUCAUGGGCGAGGCCCUCAUAUCCGUGUGCAGGGCCUGGACGACUCCCAGGAGUUCUUCGACAUAGAUUCCAAAGCUCUUGGACAGACCCUUCUGUCUAAGGUUUUCCACAGAGGUAACCUCAUCGAGAGUGAUUACUUCGGCCUGGAGUUUCAGAACGUGCAGAUGAACUGGGUUUGGGUGGAUCCCACUAAACCUAUUGCAAAGCAAGUCCGAAGACCAGCAAAUACUCUGUUUAGACUUUCGGUGAAGUUCUUCCCCCCUGACCCCGGGCAACUGCAGGAGGAGUUCACCAGGUACUUAUUCUCCCUGCAGAUGAAGAGAGAUCUGAUGGAGGGCAGGUUGGUCUGCACAGAGAAUACCGGAGCCUUGCUGGCCUCCCACCUCGUCCAGUCGGAGAUCGGUGACUAUGAUGACGUAGCAGACAGGGAGUUUUUGAGGUCCAACAAGUUGUUGCCUUAUCAAGACAAAGUGCAAGAGAGGAUCAUGGAGCUCCACCGCAGACAUCUGGGUCAGACUCCUGCUGAGUCGGACUUCCAGAUCCUAGAGAUUGCCCGUAAACUGGAAAUGUACGGCGUCCGCUUCCACACUGCAGCUGACCGGGAGGGAACCAAAAUCAACCUGGCUGUAGCGCACAUGGGGCUUCAGGUGUUCCAGGGCAACACAAAAAUAAAUACCUUCAACUGGUCAAAGAUUCGCAAACUGAGCUUCAAGAGGAAACGGUUCCUGAUCAAACUCCACCCGGAAGUUCACGGCCCCCAUCAAGAUAUUCUGGAAUUCACGAUGGCCAGUCGAGACCAGUGUAAAAACUUUUGGAAGAUCUGUGUGGAAUACCACUCCUUUUUCCGUUUGUUUGAUCAGCCGGAACCCCGAUCCAAAGCAAUCCUCUUCACUAGAGGCUCCUCCUUCAGAUACAGUGGAAGGACGCAGAAGCAGCUGGUGGAAUAUGUCAGGGAAAACGGAUCAAAGAGAACUCCCUACCAGAGGAGAAAUAGUAAAAUCCGAAUGUCGGCCCGUUCCUUCUCAACCGAUGUGCCAAUACAGACCUUGUCCUUCAGUGACAGUCCCAGAGCUUUGGGCUUCCCUUCCUCCACUGCCGACUCCUUCCAUUCUGUCCACAAGUCGAGGAUCCUUCCACAGACCGAACUGCCGUCUCAUCCCAAGCCUUUGCCCUCUCAGAGCCAGUCUCCUGCACCCGCUCAGCAGCUCCAGUCCCCACCACAAGCCGCUAGACCCCCCAGCCCUCCACAGGAAGACCCAGUCAAGGCUGCUUCCUCGUCCCACUUCUCGUUUCAAGAUUCAGUGUUGGACAAUCCUCAGCUGUCACCCCUCACGUCCAAGGGUCCCCUCUGCCUGUCUCCCUCCUUCCAGAUGUCCACCCUGAGCCUGCCCAGCCAGGCCCCGUCGCCCCUGCAGAGCCCCGUCCCGAGUGAGGUGGGCAGCACUGCCAGGUUGGAAGAGGAGGAGGAGGGCAGGAGGAAGCGAUACCCCAUCGACAAGGCCUACUUCAUUGCCAAAGAGAUUUUGACCACAGAACGAACGUACCUGAAGGACCUGGAGGUCAUCACUGUGUGGUUCCGUAGCGCUGUGAUCAAAGAAAACGCCAUGCCCACGGGCCUGAUGACCCUCCUCUUCUCCAACAUCGACCCCAUCUACGAGUUCCACAGAGGCUUCCUGAAGGAGCUGGACCAGAGGCUGGCUCUCUGGGAGGGGCGCUCCAAUGCUCACGCCAAAGGUGAUCACCAGAGGAUCGGUGAUGUGAUGCUGAAGAACAUGUGUGCUCUUAAGGAGUUCACCAGCUAUCUGCAGAAGCACGAUGAGGUUCUAACAGAGCUGGAGAAGGCCUCCAAGCGGCUGAAGAAGCUGGAGACGGUCUACAAAGAGUUUGAACUCCAGAAGGUGUGCUACCUGCCCCUCAACACGUUCCUGCUCAAGCCCAUCCAGCGUCUCAUGCACUACAAGCUCAUCCUGGAGAGACUUUGCAAACAUUAUUCUCCCAUGCACCAUGAUUACGACGACUGCAAAGAGGCUCUGAAGGAAGUGGCAGAAACAGUCACACAGCUUCAGAGCAGUCUUAUACGCCUGGAAAACUUCCAGAAGCUGACAGAGCUGCAGAGGGACCUGAUUGGGAUUGAGAACUUAACAGCUCCAGGCAGGGAGUUCAUCAGAGAGGGGUGUCUGUUCAAGCUGACCAAGAAGGGGCUGCAGCAGAGGAUGUUUUUCCUGUUCUCAGACAUGCUGCUCUACACCAGCAAAGGUGUAACGGCCACCAAUCAGUUCAAAGUGCAUGGACAGCUGCCUCUUCAUGGGAUGAUUGUGGAGGAAAGUGAAAAUGAAUGGUCCGUCCCUCACUGUUUCACCAUUUACUCGGCUCAGAGGACCAUAGUGGUGGCUGCCAGCUCUAAAGUGGAGAUGGGGAAGUGGAUCGAGGAUCUGAAUGUGGCCAUCGACUUGGCAAAGAAGUCUGAAGAGAAAUCCAACAUCUUCCUGGACGCCAGCCUCAGCGACUGCUCCAAUCGAUCAUCCGAUGAGGUUUCUCUGGAGCAGGAGCAGGAGUCUGAGGAUGACAUGAACUCCUCCCACACCUCCCUGGACAAGCAGACGCACCACCGUGCCAACACAACCAUGCAUGUGUGCUGGCACCGCAACACCAGUGUGUCUAUGUCUGACCACAGCCUGGCUGUGGAGAACCAGCUGUCCGGCUAUCUCCUGAGGAAGUUCAAGAACAGCAAUGGCUGGCAGAAACUUUGGGUUGUUUUCACCAACUUCUGCCUGUUCUUCUAUAAGACUCACCAGGACGACUUUCCUCUAGCGAGCCUCCCGCUGCUCGGCUACACGGUCAGCACCCCCGAUGAGUCAGACGGCAUCCACAAGGAGUACGUCUUCAAGCUGCAGUUCAAGUCGCACGUGUACUUCUUCCGAGCAGAGAGCGAGUACACCUUUGAAAGAUGGAUGGAGGUGAUCAAGAGUGCAGCGAGCACAGCGGGCCGCAUCAGCCUGCUCAUACCUAAAGGUGGUCCUGUGGAGAUGAACGGAAAAUGAGCAGAGCUCUGUUUAUCCGGGGGCUGGGCCUCUGGUGUCGUGUGUAAAGUAAACGUUUGAACUUUAACAACUGGAGACUGAAUGAAACUACCAGAUUAGUAUUAAUGUAUUUCAGCUUCUCUGUUUGUGCUUUUUCUAGUAUCGAUAUGCGUACCACUCACCUCAGUUUAAGGGAUAUAAUGAAAGGGAGGUUUGUAUAUUGUAAUUAUUGUUGCUUUGCGUGGUUAGUGUCUGGUUAUGUCGACUCGUGAGAAAAAAUGGGACCAGCAACAAAGCAAAGGGCUCAUUUUGAUGCCUUUUGAAGUAUUUUCUGCAUCAUCUUGUUUGGUACUUUGACUGGGAUACAGGUGAACCACAGCAUGUGAAGCACGGGGGUGCAGCUAAGUGUCGCGCUCUGUUGUCAUCGAGGAAAGAUUCUGCACGUGUGCUAUGAAGGUGAGCUGAAGGGUAACAUAAAGGUGGAGACAACACGUUUGGAAUGUCUGCAUUUUUUAGCAGCUGGGAUAAAUGGAAAUAAGUAUUAUGCAAGUCCAGCCUGGAGGUUUAUUUUCCGGCUAAGAACACGACUGUGUUUUUAUUUUUAUUUUUAUUUUGUUUUUUUUUUUAAAAACGGAGCUGCUCUGCUGAGCACUCUGGGUUAGUUAUGGCCAGUUUGAUGCUAUGCCUCUGUAAUAACACGUGUAACCAGAUGUAUCCUGUUGUGUUAUUUAACGAUUACUAAAGACUGCAGCAGUUUCAUUCUUAAGUACAAAUCUGAAGUGAUUUUUAGUGUCAGGCUGUAGAUAAACGGGAGCUGACCUGGUUUAGUGUUUCACCUGAAGUCGUUGUUUGUUUUAUAUUUUCUGUGGAGACUGGAAUCUGUUUUCUUUGUGUGGUCUUCACCUGGAGCCUCGACAGGAAGGGAUGGAAGAGGCCAUCUUUAAACCGUUUGACAUCCCGUGUGUGUUGCUGCACAGUAUUUUACUCACUAUUUAUUUCAUAGUGUCAUAAUGUAGGCUUCGUGUUAUCCCGUUGAAAAUAUAAAAGAAAUAAAACUCAGUUUGCAACUGAA
Nothobranchius furzeri (turquoise killifish) is the source of this 4364-nucleotide messenger RNA. NCBI's taxonomy places the organism in Eukaryota, Metazoa, Chordata, Actinopteri, Cyprinodontiformes, Nothobranchiidae. The record is from RefSeq and is a predicted model, not a curated record.